AUGGCUGUGGAGUACAGCUCUCCUGCACAGUUUUUCCCCCCUCCUCCCCCACCCAGAAUACAGGCAAGAGUUGGUGGAACAAUGCCAGUACUAUGUUCGUAUUUUAUCGAAUUUCAACCCAAGAAUCAUCGUGGUUCAAUGUUGGCAGCCUUAUCUAUGUUCUGGAUCUUUGGGAAUGUGUUGACAGCGGGGAUGGCGUUUCUCAUCAUUCCACACUCAUACCUUGGAUAUUAUUCCGAGAAAUUUCAAUUUGCAAGCUGGAGGCUGUUCGUUGUUGUCUGUACCAUACCAAGUUUUAUGUCUUCAUUUGUCUUUUUUCUGCUUCCGGAAAGUCCAAAGUUUUUACUUGAGAAUGGCCAAGAAACCCAUGCACAUAAUGUCUUGAGAAAAAUGUACAUUAUCAGCAAUAGAAAUAAAAGGAAAGAAGAUUAUCCUGUAAAAUCCUUAUGUCCGUCUCAGCUGGCAAGAAAAACAACCCAACUGGAAGCCGUAGGUCAGAAAAUUGAAUGGACACAAUUAAAACAAAACUUUUCACAUAGUUUUGCUGGUACAAAGAAACUGUUCCAGCCACCAUAUUUGGGUGUGAUAGUAAAUCUCAUGGCGAUAGUAUUUACACUUUCAUUUGGAUAUUAUGGUUUGUGGAUGUGGUUUCCUGAGCUGUUCCUGAGAGUGGAACAGUCUGGCGGCUCUGCUUGUUCACAGCUGCCUCCAGACGUCACUAUCAACAAACAAAAUUCUGAAAUGUCCGUUUAUCGAUCGUCUUUCAUUACGGCUGCGUCUAACAUCCCUGGAAACCUCUUUGCAGUCCUCACAGUGGACAGGUUGGGCAGAAAAGUUUUACUAAGUGGUAGUUUACUGUUAUCUGGCGCCAGUGUGUUCUUCAUAUGGUUUUUAAGUAGUAAAGCUGAAGUGAUUGCAAUGUCUUGUAUAUUUGGUGGUGUUUCUGUCAUAUCAUGGGCAGUACUCAAUGUUAUCAGUCCAGAAGCGUAUCCGACAAAUAUGAG
This is a messenger RNA of Saccoglossus kowalevskii, 1004 nucleotides long. RefSeq names its product synaptic vesicle glycoprotein 2A-like. Lineage: Eukaryota; Metazoa; Hemichordata; Enteropneusta; Harrimaniidae. Gene Ontology annotation, molecular function: transmembrane transporter activity. The record is from RefSeq and is a predicted model, not a curated record. Gene Ontology annotation, biological process: transmembrane transport. Gene Ontology annotation, cellular component: membrane.